CCCUAGCGUCUCUCUCGCUUGUUCUGGAAUCCAUCCUAGGCACUGUUUGGCCUUCGACCGUCGGGAUUCCGCCGGUGACGAAUCCAUCGGAUUGGACCGUGAUUCCUCCAUCCGACCUGACAAAUGACUAUAUCAGACGACGAAGACGAGAUUUUGGCAAAUUACCUCGAAUCCGAGGUCCUCUCUGCUGAUCAGGAAGAGGAGGUGGAGGAUGAGCCAAAAGCGAAGAGAUUGCGUGUUGAGGAAAACGAUAAAGGAGAUGCCAGAUCAAAUUCAGGUAAACUGAAUUCGAUAUCGGAUUCAAUUCUACAGAACAACGAUAACAAUGGCAAAAUGAGUGUUCCUCGGAGGAUUGAAACUGGGAUUCUUAGCAAGCUUCCUCCUGAGCUUUUCCCCCAUAUCCUUAAAUUCCUCUCUUCUGAGGACCUUGUAUCGUGCUCACUGGUGUGUAGAUUCCUAAAUUAUGCUGCAUCUGAUGAGUACUUAUGGCGCCGCCUGUAAGUUUUUUUUUUUUUUUUUUCAUAUUUUUGUUUCUGAUUUAAAACCGCUUCCUUUUUCUUUCUUAUUAAAAUUUUUAGCAAAAG
Molecule: messenger RNA, 584 nt
Organism: Rubroshorea leprosula
Lineage: Eukaryota; Viridiplantae; Streptophyta; Magnoliopsida; Malvales; Dipterocarpaceae
Source: the annotation of a GenBank genome assembly